Molecule: messenger RNA, 234 nt
Organism: Pedinophyceae sp. YPF-701
Lineage: Eukaryota; Viridiplantae; Chlorophyta; Pedinophyceae
Source: the annotation of a GenBank genome assembly
AUGUCGGAGGACAUGCAGAAGGCCGCCAUUGACUGCGCGACCAGGGCAAUGGAGAGCUACAACAUUGAGAAGGACAUUGCGUCCUUCAUCAAGAAGGAGUUCGAUGCCAAGUUCAACCCGACCUGGCACUGCAUCGUGGGGAGGAACUUCGGGUCGUACGUGACGCACGAGACGAAGCACUUCAUCUACUUCUACCUGGGACAGGUUGCGGUGCUCCUCUUCAAGUCGGGUUAA